Amoebophrya sp. A120 is the source of this 7993-nucleotide messenger RNA. Lineage: Eukaryota; Dinophyceae; Syndiniales; Amoebophryaceae. The record is from the annotation of a GenBank genome assembly.
UGCUUGUCGUGCAUAUGCCUUCUGAAGCCGAAGCGGAACAGAGCAGUGUCUUGAGGUCCAUGGAAAUUCAAUGUGCUAGCGCUACACGUCGUCCACCUUAUGGAUACUACACACAUAAUGGACGAAAGCAGGCGGUUUGAUGGAUUCGGGGGGGUAUGGGACCAGCAGCGCUUGGCAAGCGUGGCGCGCAAGCGCGGGGCGUCCUUUUCGGCUUCAUCCUCGUCUGGAUCGGGAGCCGGUUUAGUUGCGGCUAACGGUGAUAACCAUCCGAAUGCGACGACGAGCAAUGCUUCCAAAACUGGCAUCAAGGUCGGCAGCGGUGUGCUGAUGCAGCAGCUGUUUUCUGCGCAUCGCCGCGGUCCCCCGGUGCCAGAUGCGACGCGCAAGUUAACGGAAAAUAGUACGGACCCACGGCUUAUGCAGUGCAAAUUAAUAUGUCUGCGUCUGAUUGAACUUGAAGAAGUGGAGCUUGUCACGGUUGUCGGGCACUCGUGGACAGUCUGUAUCGACAAAAGUGCAGCUUGUUGAUGUGCCAUAGACAUGUAAAAACGCAAUCUGUGAAGCGCGAUUUGUGCGUGGAAAGGAAGCGCUCUAAAUUAUUAUGUAAAAACUUGUCAUGCUUGUUGGCCCAGACGUAUUCGCAAUGCAUACGGCUGCAGCGCACCCGCGCGCUGGCCGCGCGCCCCGGGUCGCCACGCUCGCUGUUCGGGCAUCGAUAUCACAUUGAAAAGUGCCCCCACCCAUCAAAAACUUGCUGGCGGCAUUGAUUUGCAUUGCAAAACUUCCUACUGGGCGCGCCAUGCUGCGUGUAUGACGAUCGCACACAGCGAAAGAUCGUUGCAAAAGGGCCCAAUAUAUAACAGUCUGCCCUUCUGUUAUGUAAAAAGUGCCUCAGCACUCGCCUAGACUCUGCAUCAAAAAAACAACUCAUCGGUAAUCAAUCGAUUUCAUCCUGUCACGCAAGUAGACGACAAAAAUUUUAUGGCAGCGGUCGGAUUAGCAAGACAAACAGUUUUGGAUUUUUUUAUUUGGAAACCUUGCGGCACAAUAACAAACUUUAACUUUUGCAAGUUCCGGGUUGGGGGCACUCUUCACUGCAGUAUGCGAUCGGCCCUAAAGCUCGCAGGCGGAGGCGGACACGCACAGACCACUUUUCGGACAGCCGCAGGUGCCUUGCUGCUGAACAAAGGUGCCGGCACUGCAUCCAGUGGCACCGGAGGUAAUGCAGUUGGCUGCGGUCCGCUUCCGGUUCCGCCCGCCGGAGGUACUAAUGCAAUGUCCGCAGCGAAUUUAAGUACAACCGAAGGUAAUGUUCGGGGUCUGGCGACUGGGAAUGGACCAGAGCAAGCAGAGUCCACCCCGGAUCCAAGUGUAGCUUGUCUACCGGGGGAUCUUCAUCCUCCGGUUCUUAUUUCAGCAGGGGCCCCUCCUGCGCCGCCGGGCGGAGGUGCUCCUGUCGCGACAACGACCACUAUCGUCUCUACCGCGGUGGAACGGAUGUUCUUUUCGAAGACGCCGGAACGAGGACGGGAUCCCCACUGCGAAAACAAGCUUUUUCUUCCGGUGCAACUGCAGCAGCUGCAGCACCAGGAAGAACAACCUAGCAGCGUGACAUUCUUCGGCGCCACCGCGGCGCCCGGAAAUACCGGGUCUCGUGCCCAGCAAACUGCACCACUACGAGAAAAUGUACGCGACGACACACAACCCACACACGCGAUGGUCUUCAAGAACAGGACUCGCCCGUUUGGCCUACCCUGAGCAAACACGGCCCCACCUCCCUUUCCUGAAAGUUUAAGUUUCUCUGUGCUUUAUUUUGGUCUAUUCCAGCACAUAAACUACACCCCGAAGUUGUCACGCAGGUUUCUUUGCAACUACAGGAAUGCGCAUCCCCAGGAGAGGCGUUUGCAAUCGUGGCUUGGCGUUUCCAUUUGUAGUGCUGUAAACAGAAUAAGAAUAUCUAAGAAUAUUGUGUGUGAUCAUGCGGCUGUCCUUCUCCUUGCUAAAGCUAACCUGCACUAGAAUACAAGGGCAAAGUUGUCGCGCGUUACUCUCAAAUCCCGUAAAUUUGUGCUGCAGGGUUCCCAUUUCGACUCGGGGGUGGAGGGGAUGUUUUUCCUGAGGACAUGGCCGCAGCCGUAUGCAUUUCGUGGAUCGACCGCAGGCGCAACGGACAACGAUCAAUCUUGCGGCAGAGAUACCACCGCACACGGCAGCCACUGUCCCGACUUCGUGCGCAUCCGAGGACAUUGGGUAAGGCUUUUAAAAAUUACGGAAAGGUAUGACAAUCACUGAAAGAUAUAGAAUUUUCUCUAACUCAUAGAGACGGCGAUCCUGCUGAGGCAUGCGCUCUUUCCACACUUCCUACCAGCUGUGUGUGCCAGAAAAGGGGGUAUAUUUAUUAGUAUCAGCAUGUGCGAUCAAACAGAAUCCACAGCCACAGGGCCAACAUACCCAUAGAAGCUCGGAGAGUUUCUUUUCCGAAAAGGUCUGUGGUUGCAACAUUGCGUGGACGUGCUGGGCACGCGGGGGAAAAUAGUACCUCGUGAGUGCGAGCGUUUUUGGAAUAGUGGCUAGCUUUGAGGAUGCAUGGAAAUUGCAAAUCGAAGUUGAUGGACCAUGAUCCUCGCCAUGGUAUGCCCUAACAAAAUACAAAACGCGCAUUUUCGUUUUUCGAAAAAACGUACUCAAAAACGAAAAAAGCAUUUUAAAAACGCGCCUCGAAAAAUGCGUUUUCGGCCGCGUCGAGAACCGCAAGAAAUGGCGCGCCCAAACGCUGGCCACCCGCAGCUGAAAAAACGGCACCACCACCCAAGAUUUCGAGUCCUCUUGUAGAUGCCCGAGACCGCGAGGCAGGCCCGAUUCUAGGUAGGUUUCAGGCCUUCGCCGAGUGAAAGACCAGCGGGGGCCACCUGAUUUACGAGCAGGGGCCAUCCGCCACAAGGCCCGACAAGCCACCCGACGCGGACAAGUGGCAGGCCACUUUAAGCGACGCAGGCGGCGGGCCUUGAUCGCGCAGCGACGCGAGCCACACCGCAGGGCCACCGCCCGCCCGCCCCUAUUUCCCUGCCAUCGGGAGGGCGGCGCCGGCUCGCGCGGUUCCUUUUCCGAGAAACACAGGCCGCAAGGCGCCCGGCUUGGCGGAUCCAGUGCGCCAAUACGGGCGCGAUAAUCCUGUGCCAACGUCCCUGUGGGCUGCAAUAAAGUAAAACGCCAAGAGCCACACACCCCAGCAGCAGCUCUGGCACCGCAGCGUCCUGUCGCUGCGGGCCCGGAUGGUGGGCGCCCCGCCCCGCCCCUGCCCCGCGCUCUUUUUCUGCGGCCGCAGCGCCGGGCGGAGCGAAAGAGCACGUGGGCCGGCGCGCUGGUGAUGCGCCCCCCCCCCGGUUGCGCGUUGCAUUGAUGGCCGCGGCCGCGACUCUGCGGCGUUUCCUUGCCCGCCGCCCAAUUUCGUAGCAUACAUUUCACCCGCCGGCCCCGCCAGCCUGGAACCCGCCUAAAAUCGAAGUUGAUGGACCAUGAUCCUCGCCAUGUUGAGACGAGAUAUGACAUCACCGAGAAAUCCUCGCCAUUACACAUCACCGAGCCUUUACAGCAAUUUCAUUACAGGUCCUGCAGUGAUAUCAUGAUCAUGCGACAAAUGGUGAGCGAUAAAAAACAAAUAACACCAAAUAAUACUCCAACAGCAAAUAAAACUUAAAAACAGCUUACGUCCUCUGGGGGGCUCCUCUACCAAUUAUGGUUGGUCCUCGGAAAUGAGCAGUGUGCCGAGUAGUAAGUCCAGCAGCAAGCAGUGUUCGGCGCGGCCUUCUAGUGAGGAAGCUGGCGCGGUGCGGAUUGGAGUUCUUGGAUCCACCUCGGUGGAGCCGGAAGAACGUAACCUCGUUGACUUCUGCACUCCCGCGCAGGUGCACGUCGAGAAGGUAGGGAAUCGUCGAGAAGAUAGACAUCCAGUGCCGGAACUGGCGGAGGACGCAGCUGCGCUUGACCUUUCCCGAGGCCUGCUCCUCCCAUCCGAGAAUUAUGCCGCUGCUACGAGUUUUGCGGCCACAGGGCAGGAUAGUGCAGCUACGGAGCGAGGAGGCUCCUGUAUGGGGGCGUCAAACUUGUAUUUGCCUCAGACCGUAAAAAAAUUUCUGCGCGCAUUUUUUCGCGGCGGGAAGCUAGUAAACCUGUGCCCGCAAGUGAGGGGCUGACUCGAGCGCGGUUUGUUUUAGCUAGCUUGUCAGCAGCAGUGCUCUAGUAGGUAAGUGAGUAUUGACGCGGAGGAGGGCGGGGCACAGAGGGUUCUUUUGUGGCUGGCGUUUUCACUUAGAAAGCGCCGGGCGCGCGCAAUAUUUUGCUCCAUUUUCCGGAUUGCUUUCUCCGUGCAGCCAUUUGCCGCUAUGGCCUGGGUUAGGGUGUGAGGCUGCAGACGCCCCACGAGAUGUCUACACAGGCCUUGGCGUCGUCGUCUCUAGCGGGCACCACACGCAUAUGUUGGCCGCGAAGGCCUUUCCGGAGGCCCCCCAAAGAGGGAGGGCCGGAGGGGUGCCCGGAACCCUAAAAAAAAGGCUAUCGCUUUUUCUUCGAAUCACGAUGGUGCUACCCCUCCCCAAAAGGGGUCCCGGAACCCCUCCGGGAAGCCUUUCCGAAAGGCUCUCGGGCUUUUCGCAUUUUCAAGAACGAGCCGCAAAGGCAAAAGGCGCGCGCGCCUGCCGGAAAAAGCGCGCACGGCUGCGCGACAUUAGAAACAAGCGGAAACGCAGCCGCGGCCGGUUGCGUUUGCGCCCUUGGCCCCGACCGACCUGCACAGAUUGAGGCCCAUUGUCUAGCGGCUGGACUGCAGGAGGACCUGCUGCAGCACCUCCAGGCUGCAGGGGCGCUCCGAGGCAAGUCCGUGGAGCAGCAGCGCCGGAUAGCUCCGACUUUAGCCACCGAGAAGUGCUGCGAAGAAGCUAGCUAGUUCAUUCGGUAUGCAAUGUAGCGAGAGGCUAUAUGCGUGCAACAUGAUGGAUAUCAAAUACAAAAAAAGGCGCGCGGAAAAUUUUUUACAGCUUGAGGCAAAUACAACGUUGACGACCCCAUAUCCUGUGCAGCUACGGAGCGAGGAGGCUCCUCGCCCCCUUCUCGCAGUGGUACAACUACUUCCGCGACGAAAGUUGUAGUAGAUGAGAACAACGGUGUGGUUCCUCUUUUCAACCACGAGAUGGAUGCAGCCUCUACGACGGGUGUGGUCGCGAUGAACGAGAGCAGCAUCGGGCCGCGUCAGCGGAAGCGGCUUGCGCCCUGCAAUUGGGCCUUGGACAGUGACGUGUUGGAGCAUGAGCAAGAAGGGGACCGUCCCUACUUCCGCCGCCCCUCGUCGGACGUUUCGGCCAUGCAGGUUCGGAUCACGGCGUCCAAUCCGCGCACCACUGGUGUGCCCCAAGAGUUUUCAUCGGCAAAAAAGAAGAAAAAGGGUAAGAAGCCCAGGAAUUAUAAACACGGCACUGUCGUUGUUCCCAUGCUGACAUCAACGGCCGCGGCAACGUCGCAGGCACCAGGAGCAAGUGACGCAGCGACGGGAGGUGGAGGCCCUGCAGGUUGUAGCUUUUUGCCGAGCCGUGCAGCCGCGUCUGGUGGACCACUCAACAGCUGCACGACGAGCAGGGCCGUUUCCGCGGCAGGAGGUGGACCCCCCGCAUCAGCGAAUACCACCCAAGCUGCCCUGGCCUUACAGCGACGUAUGGAGGAGGCCCGCGAGUUGAUACAGAAAUCCCGAGAUCCACGAGUUUGGUACGGUCAGUUUCGAAAGUUCCCGGCUCCCCAGUUAUCCUACAGAGAAGCUGUACAACGCCCCUACUAGCACCACAGGAAUUUAUGUUUGUGAUGCCAGGAGAUGAAGAUAUAGAUAAUCGCCAGUGAAGAAAGCAGCUCAGUUGUAACGCGGAGACCAUAAGAAAGCAAGUGUAGAAAGCAAUUUGUAAAUGCACUUUGAGUUGUUCUUUUUUUCCGAUAUGGGAAUGGGUGUGCUUUUUUCUAAGAUACCUCUUUCAUCGUGCGGAGCCUUCGCACACGUCGUCGCAGAGAGUGGUAGUCAACACUUCCGCAGGACCGCAGCAGUCUUCAAGUUUUACGAGCAGGGCCCCGCUCACAACUUGUGCAGCCGCGACACAGUGCGGGAACCCCGUCGCCGGGACUCCUACUCCUUCGAUCGGUACUGCCGCCGGAGACCACCAAACACGGGCGGGGACCACGGUGGGGGCCGGAACGGGCACGGCCAGCACCAACACUCUAGCUUCACUGCUUUCGUCCGUCCCAGAGUCGGCAGCACCGGUGCAAGCCGCCGCCUCCGCCGGACCCCUUGUUUGUGCGCCGGUCGCCGGGGGCAGCUCCUCUCAGCAAAGCACGGCCUUGUCGCAGCAAAGCGCCCCUGCGGCCGGGAGUAAUAGUGUUACAACUAUUGGCAUGAUCCACUGUAACUACACGAGUACCGCUGGAGCCGCGCAAACUGUCCCGGCGCCGCUGUUUGUGAUGGAGCAGCUCAAGAGCCAGUUUGCGUUACCCCGACUGGAGAAAGCGUGGGCGGACCGGGCAGCGCACGUUGAACACUGCAAGCCUUCGUCUUUCAACGACGAAAGCCACCACCUCGGGUGGCUGCAGUUGGCGCGCGCGGACGAGUGGGCCGCAGCGAUGCGACAGGAGCAGGAUUUGUUUUACCUGGGCAGCUCGCCAAACCCGUUCUACUCGUCGUUCCACGAUCCGCCUUAUCAAAUGCAAGAAUGUCUGGGUCUGGAAGGAUGCUAGCGAGGUUUGUCAUGCACACUUUGCAUGACUCCUGAAUUCUGUGACGCACGCGCUAGCAUCACACAUUUUGUGGGGGCUUCCUGAUGCCUACACCGCAUUAGAAAUGCCCUCUCGCCGUGGCAAAAACUGGACCUCUUUUGCUGUUCACGCAAUACAGAUUUUUGUAGAAUCCGAAUUCAGCAUCACAAGUUGCAUCCUUCCAGACCCAGACAUUUUUGCAUUUGAUCCGCCUUCGAGCUCUGUAGGCGGACGGCAUCUGUCCAUCGCCUCCAUGGUAUCCUGUGCAAAAGUAUCGUACUCGUACUAAUCGCAUUCAUGCAUUACAAAUCUUGUUAUCAAGGCAAAUCCGCAUUACAAAUCUCGUUUCUCAUGUUAAGGAAAUUUGUCAUGUCAUUUAUACUAGUGCGAUGCUUUUGCAAUGCAUACAUGGCGCACUCCCCUUAUUUUCUCUGAAGACUUGUUGAAGUGGCCGCGGUCGCGGUUUUGGUAGCGGGGAGAUUAAUAGAAUACGGGACCAAGAAUAAGAAAGUUGUAGAGUUUGGUGCCCACAACGACAACGACAAGCCCUGUACCUAGUUGUUUCGGUCGCAACAGCCUGAUGAUAUUUAGAACUGUUCUUGCAACAGCCGGAUUUAGCUUUCUAACCCCCGGGAAAAAAAGGGAAGGCUUGUGCCGCCAAUGGUCACCUCCGCGUGACGCGCUGCUGCUGCUGCUGCUGUAUAAUUCAUUGUGCUGUUGGGACAACUCUACCUGUUACUGUUUAUCUGUAUGAUGAGCCAUGUAUUCUUGUUGACGCUGCCGCAUCAUCUCGAUGUCGCACAGAAAGUAAUCUAAUGCGUCGCGUUAAUAUGAUCAAUUUAUAUUCAUUGUAUCAUGAAAUUGAAGAUCGAGCACUACACAUCCCAAAGGUAAUAUCAACGAAAAUAAUUUUUAUUCAGCAGUAGGGACUUGGGAAAUUAGGCGGAGCUCUGCCCUUGUCGAUCGAGCCAUAUGCGGAGAGGCCUGCCUCCAGCAAAACACUUCGCUUCGACUCGAGAAACUAAAACAGAGCUAGAAAUGACAGUCAUAUAAUCAACCCUACUUUAUUUUCACAUACUGGUCAUACACAGGAACGAUUGGUCGGUCGGAAUGUGCUAGGUUCCUAGGAUGGACGAGUGUAGUAACGCGCUAAUGGAAUUGAGGCCGUUAGGCAAAAUUACGGCAGUCACGAAGUGCGCCACAUCCUGAU